UCUCUCUCUCUCUCUCUCUCUCUCUCACAUAAAUUUUUAUAGUUGCUUUUCUUUCUCUCUCUUCUGCAACUUAGAGAGAGAAUCAAUCAGAUCAUAUAGUUUCCUAGAUUUUCCCACUCUUUCCCGCACUUUCUCGCCCCGAUUUUCUCUCUCAGACAAACACGCACGCACGCACUCACACACGCAGCUCCCACCUCCACCUCUCAUAGACUCUGAUAGACCUCUCUCUCUCUGUGUCGCUCAGUGGAGCUUGCUUUUUUGUUCUUUGCUCUUCUUUCUUCGAUCGAAUCUCUUUCCAUAUCCAAAGAAAACCGAUAAACUGACUCUGCUUCUUCUACGGUUUUCCACUUCCACUUUCACGAGCUGUACUUGAAUUCAGGAGCACCGGUUAAUGGUACGGUUACUGUGAAGCCGUAACCGCACCGAAUUGGAGGAGCUAAGUAGAAUGCUCGAUUCGGAGGCUCGCCCGAGGAUUUAGGGCAGAGUGAGUGUGUGUAUGAAUUUCGAGGGCGAGUUCAAUGAAUUGGUGAAUGGAAGCUUGUGAUUUUGAGAAUGGCUGAGUCAAAGAGUUGUACUGGUUGUUGUUGUUGUUGUGGUGGUGGUUGUGAUAGUGUUGGUGGUGGAGUUUAGGUUUUACAGUUCUUGCGUGAAUGUCACGGACUGAUAGGAUGGCUUCGGAUCUUAGCAGAACUGGACCAGUCGAAAGAGACGUCGAGCAGGCCAUUACUGCUUUAAAGAAAGGGGCAUACUUGCUUAAGUAUGGAAGAAGGGGGAAGCCCAAGUUUUGCCCAUUCCGGCUUUCCAAUGAUGAGUCUGUUUUGAUAUGGUUCUCAGGGAAAGAGGAGAAGCAUCUUAAACUAAGUCAUGUCUCUAAAAUUAUUUCUGGACAGCGCACUCCAAUCUUUCAAAGGUAUCCACGGCCUGAGAAGGAAUAUCAGUCAUUUUCUCUCAUAUAUAAUGAAAGAUCACUAGAUCUGAUUUGCAAGGAUAAAGAUGAAGCUGAAUCAUGGUUUAGUGGUUUGAAAGCCUUAAUUUCACGUAGUCAUCACCGGAAAUGGAGAACAGAAUCAAGGAGUGAUGGGAUUCCUUCCGAAGCAAAUAGUCCUAGAACAUACACACGAAGAAGUUCUCCUCUGAAUUCUCCAUUUGGUAGUAAUGACAGCCUGCAGAAGGAUAGUGGAGAUAACCUUCGUCUUCAUAGUCCGUAUGAAAGCCCCCCCAAGAAUGGUCUGGAUAAGGCAUAUUCUGAUGUGAUAUUGUAUACUGUUCCUCCCAAAGGUUUCUUCCCUUCAGAAUCUGCUAGUGUUUCAGUACAUUCUUUGUCAUCUGGAGGCUCAGAUAGUGUACAUGGCCACAUGAAGCCAACGGCAAUGGAUGCUUUUAGAGUUAGUCUCUCGAGUGCGGUUAGCUCAUCAAGCCAAGGUUCUGGUCAUGAUGAUGCUGAUGCCUUGGGGGAUGUUUUUCUUUGGGGGGAAGGCACAGGGGAUGGUGUUCUUGGAGGUGGAAUUCAAAGGGUUGGGAGUUAUUUUGGUGUCAAAAUGGAUUCUUUGUUGCCUAAAGCCUUAGAAUCUGCAGUAGUACUUGAUGUCCAGAACAUUGCCUGUGGUGGACGACAUGCUGCCUUAGUAACCAAGCAAGGAGAGAUUUUCUCCUGGGGGGAGGAAUCUGGAGGUAGGCUUGGGCAUGGAGUAGAUUCUGAUGUUGUUGAGCCAAAGCUAAUUGAUGCCUUAAGUAGUAAUAACAUUGAGCUUGUAGCUUGUGGUGAGAACCAUACGUGUGCUAUAACAUUUUCUGGUGAUUUGUACACGUGGGGUGAUGGCACGUACAAUUUUGGCCUUCUUGGGCAUGGAAAUGAAGUGAGUCACUGGAUCCCAAAAAGAGUAAUUGGGCCCUUGGAGGGCAUACAUGUCUCAUCAAUCUCUUGUGGACCCUGGCACACGGCUGUUGUGACCUCUGCUGGACAAUUGUUUACUUUUGGUGAUGGCACAUUUGGUGUUCUGGGCCAUGGAGAUCGGAGAAGUGUUUCAAUACCAAGGGAAGUAGAAUCCCUUAAGGGGCUCCGCACUGUCCAAGCAGCUUGUGGUGUUUGGCAUACAGCUGCUGUUGUAGAAGUCAUGGUUGGGAAUCCUAGUUCCAGCAACUGCUCUUCAGGGAAGCUGUUUACUUGGGGGGAUGGGGAUAAAGGUCGACUUGGGCAUGGUGACAAGGAAGCAAAACUUGUGCCUACCUGUGUUGCUGCCCUUGUUGAUCCCAACUUUUCUAAAGUUGCCUGUGGACAUAGUCUGACUGUUGCCCUUACAACCUCGGGUCAUGUAUAUACAAUGGGCAGUCAUGUUUAUGGCCAGUUGGGGAACCCCCAAUCUGAUGGAAAAUUCCCUACUCGUGUUGAAGGAAAGCUUUCCAAGAGUUUUGUAGAGGAGAUAGCUUGUGGUGCUUAUCAUGUUGCAGUUUUAACUGCAAGAACAGAAGUCUAUACUUGGGGCAAGGGAGCAAAUGGUCGUUUAGGUCAUGGGGAUAUAGAUGAUAGGAAUUCCCCUACAUUAGUAGAAGCUCUAAGAGAUAAGCAAGUCAAAAGUAUUGCCUGUGGUACUAAUUUUACCGCUGCUAUCUGCCUUCAUAAGUGGGUCUCAGGUGUUGACCAGUCUAUGUGUUCUGGCUGCCGCCUUCCAUUUAAUUUCAAAAGAAAACGUCACAAUUGUUACAAUUGUGGACUUGUUUUUUGUCAUUCUUGCAGUAGCAAGAAGUCUCUUAAGGCGUCUAUGGCACCAAAUCCGAACAAACCUUAUCGUGUCUGUGAUAGUUGUUUUAACAAACUGAGGAAAACGAUUGAAGGUGAUGGCUCAUCUCAUUCUUCUGUGAGCAGAAGAGGAAGUAUCAAUCAAGGUUCACUCGAGUUUACUGAAAAAGAUGAGAAGUUGGAUACCAGAUCUCGUGUGCAACUUGCAAGAUUUUCUUCGAUGGAAUCCUUGAAGCAAGUGGAAAGCCGAUCUUCUAAAAAAAACAAGAAACUAGAAUUUAACAGCAGUCGUGUCUCACCUGUUCCAAAUGGAAGUUCCCAGUGGGGACCACUUAAUAUUUCUAAAUCUUUUAAUCCUGUAUUUGGGUCAUCUAAGAAGUUUUUCUCAGCCUCUGUUCCUGGAUCAAGAAUUGUUUCUCGAGCAACAUCCCCAAUAUCAAGGCGGCCCAGCCCCCCUCGUUCAACGACUCCAACCCCUACUCUAGGAGGACUUACCUCACCAAAGAUUGUUGUGGAUGAUACUAGAAGGACAAAUGAUAGCCUUAGCCAGGAGGUUAUUAAAUUAAGAGCACAGGUGGAAAAUCUCACUCGCAAAGCACAACUUCAAGAAAUUGAGCUGGAUAGAACAACCAAACAGCUAAAAGAAGCAUUAGCAUUUGCAGAGGAUGAAGCUGAAAAAUGUAGAGCAGCAAAGGAUGUAAUCAAAUCACUUACAGCCCAAUUGAAGGACAUGGCUGAAAGGCUGCCUGUGGGAGCAGCUCGGAAUACCAAAUCACCUUCUCUUUCUUCCUUUGGCUCCAGCCCUGCUUCCAACGAAGUUUCUAAUGCUUCUAUUGACCGAAUGAAUGGUCAAGCAGUGUUCCAAGAACCAGACUCAAAUGGAUCAAACAACCAGUUGCUUUCUAAUGGAUCAACCACCAACAGUAAUCGUAAUUUAGGUCAUAACAAACAAGCCCAUUCUGAUGCAACGACUAGAAAUGGAGGCAGAGUGAAAGAAAGUGAAUCUCGCCUUGACAAUGAAUGGGUUGAGCAAGAUGAGCCUGGUGUAUAUAUUACACUAACCUCCUUACCCGGAGGAGUCAAGGAUCUCAAGCGAGUUCGCUUCAGUCGGAAGCGGUUUAGUGAGAAACAAGCAGAACAAUGGUGGGCAGAGAACCGGGAUAGAGUAUACAAACAAUACAAUGUGCGUAUGGCUGACAAGUCAAAUGUUGGUGUUGGGAGUGAGGACUUGUCUCAUUGACAUAUUGAAACAAUCAUCUGUAAAUGAAAUGGUAUUUUCCAGAUUACAGCUUGACUUACUGAGAGGCCAUACUAAUUGAUUAGUUUUGGCUUCCAUCUGCUAUAGAAUUAGUUGGAUGGAAGCAAGGUUUGGUAUAAGGAGAGAAUUAGAGGGGUUUGAUUGUGUUUUUGUAUGUCCCCUUUUUUUCUUUGAUAUUUUUUUCUACUUGAUUUUACUUGCCAUUUUUUCCCUAUAUGUGCCUUUGUGUGGGGGUUGAGGGUGAGAAAUGUAAAUUCCUAUAGUAGGUUGCUGGCUCUUGUGGCUGCUAUGUAAAUUCCAUAAGUGAAUGUAUCUGCAGAUUUUUUUUCCCCUUUACGGUUUAUAAAUUCAUUCAAGCCAUAUUAAAGGCA
Molecule: messenger RNA, 4366 nt
Organism: Quercus robur (English oak)
Lineage: Eukaryota; Viridiplantae; Streptophyta; Magnoliopsida; Fagales; Fagaceae
Product: PH, RCC1 and FYVE domains-containing protein 1-like
Exons: 9
Coding region: 651-3977 (1108 amino acids)
Molecular function (GO): metal ion binding
Source: RefSeq, a predicted model, not a curated record